This is a messenger RNA of Solanum pennellii, 835 nucleotides long. RefSeq lists its product as uncharacterized. Lineage: Eukaryota; Viridiplantae; Streptophyta; Magnoliopsida; Solanales; Solanaceae. The record is from RefSeq and is a predicted model, not a curated record. The transcript has 5 exons. The coding region runs from base 209 to 574 and encodes 121 amino acids.
ACUAAUAAUAUGCAGGAAAACAAAAGCAAGAACAACAAAGUCGCCUAAAUUUCCGAAUCAACGAUUAUUCCCCCCAUUUCCUGCAUAUUCUUUUUUAUUUUAUUAAAAUCCACUAUCUUCAUCUUCCACAUAAUUAAAAAAAAAUAAAAUUCUGCAAAAUUUGAUAUAGAUAAAACAAAAUACGAAAAUUAAAGAUUAGAGAGAAAUAAUGAUUCCACAGAAAUGGGCACCACCUUGUAACAAGCAAUGCACAAAUAAAUUCUCAGCCCUCACCCAAAUUCCUUGGAGAGUUUUUUGCAAAAAGGCGUGUGAUGAUGACGGCGAUACAUGGGAGGAAUGUUUGGAACAAUGCGAUGAGAUGUGCUAUAAAGGUCCGGUUAUGAAGGAUCAACAAUGGAGUGCUUGUAUUGAUCGCGCCCCUGGUUCUGCUACCCACUCUGAGGAUUGUCAUCGCGCUUGUGUAGCUGGCUGUGGUUUCAAGUUUGAUAUCCCUCCUGAGGAAGUAAAUAAAAUCCAAUCAAACAGGUCUUCCAAGACUCUAGCAGAAGAGGAGCCAGCUGAUAAAAACAAGUAAACUUGAAGAUUUUCUUAAUGCAACUAAUUGUAAUGGGCAAGAAUAGCAUAUAUAUAUAUAUAUAGUUUAUUCUACGAGAUAGGAUUUCUAUUAUAGGAAACAGUUUCUCUAUUCCUCGAAAGGUACAAUUGAGGUCUGUGUAUAUUCCAUUCUAAUCGUACACUAUUUGUGGGAUUAUACUGAGUAUAUUAUUGUUGUAACUUCAUUAUGCAAAUAGAAGUGUUAACUUUUUCUUUUUGUAAUACAACAAUCUAUACAUAA